Messenger RNA from Harpia harpyja (harpy eagle), 5804 nucleotides. It is a transcript of the gene CSRNP2, whose product is annotated as cysteine and serine rich nuclear protein 2. NCBI's taxonomy places the organism in Eukaryota, Metazoa, Chordata, Aves, Accipitriformes, Accipitridae. The record is from RefSeq and is a predicted model, not a curated record. Gene Ontology annotation, biological process: regulation of transcription by RNA polymerase II. Gene Ontology annotation, cellular component: nucleus. The transcript has 5 exons. Bases 1751 to 3343 code for a protein of 530 amino acids. Gene Ontology annotation, molecular function: sequence-specific DNA binding; DNA-binding transcription factor activity, RNA polymerase II-specific.
GGGGGGGGGGGGGGCAUUACGUGGGUCCCCAAGAAGCCGCGGGGCGGUGGGAAGGAGCCGGUGAUGAUGGUGGGACGCAGGUUGGCCUGGAGGAGAAGCCAUCGUGGGGGUCCUGGUCUGGUGUCCCCAAAGGCGGGGGGCGUUCGGGGGGGGGGGGGGUGUCAUUGCAGGGGUCAUUGCCCCCCAUCCCGGACAUCAGGAGAUGAGGAGGGGGCUGGGAUGAUCCCCCCCUCCAUUUGGUGGGUGGCGGUGGGCCCAGGAGGAAGGUUCCUCCUCGCCCAGCCCGCGCCGUGGCCGCGACCCUCGCCGGCGUUAUUGCGGCAGGAGCCGAGCUCCACGCGGGAGCGGGCUCCGACGCUCGGCGGUCCCACGAGCUCCGGCGCUCCGUGGUUUCCUCGUGGUGCGACGGCCAGGACCAGCAGCCUCCGACCGGCCGUAGCCGUGGCCGCUGUCUGGAAGGAGCCCGGCAGCCGGCACGGGAGGUCUGACCCCUCUCGCCCAGCUGAGAAGAGCAUCUAGGAGCUCAGCAACCCCACACUCGCCCUCGGGAGGAGCUGGACCAGCGGGACCACCGCGGCGGUGGUCUCCCGUGCCAUCACCUUCACGGUUUCUCGUCCUCCCGCCUUCAGGGUCUUCCUCGCCCUUCGGGGUCUUUGGAUCGAGGCGUUCUGUGGAGCCGCCGCGCGCAACGUAGGGGUGGACGACCCGCCUUUAUGACUUGAUUCCGGUGACGGGCAAAGGGACCGAGAUGGGAAUUUUGGGACCAACCUUUUCCGUAGCCCCCGCCUGACCCUCCCCAGGAGGCCGGGCAGCAGCGUGGGAAGAUCUGCCCACCGUCAGCAGGUACGCCGAGGUGAUUCGGGGCUCUAGGACAACCCGGACCCAUCGCUACCGAUUGUGAUGCUGGUUGCGUAAGCGCAGGCUCCAGCGCCAGCGGUGCUUGAGCCGUGGGAGCUGUAGCCUAGAUUUGCUCGUUAGCUGCGCUCGUUAGCAGCAGCAUAGAAGAGGAAACCAACUCUUCUGCCGUUUGUCAUAAAAACCCAAGGCGCGUUGCUCACUGAAGUGCCGGUAAGGACCGACCCAGGCUGAACUCAGAUCUCCAGCGUGCCGACCGGCCGCAGCAUCCCUGAAACGCAGCCCAGCGAAUCCAUCAACCUUCUGGCUGUGGAGGCCAACGGCCGAAUCCUUUGGGAAAGCCUCCGACGACUCAUUUGUCAAGGAGCCGAACUGCUGAACUCUUCACGGUGGCCAAGCAGCCAUUCCAACCAUCCUGGCGGGGCACAAAUUAUUUAAUCUUGUUUCUCAGCUCAUCGAUAUGAGCUUCUGCACUAAUUCCUGCCCUGGGAUAACACCUGGAUAAUGCAUGGGCCGGGAGCAGCAUGCGCCGUGCUGGGCGUUGAGCCGGUGGAAGUGCCUCCGGAUCCGACAGUUUUUGCCGGCUCCUGGUUUAAUUCUGCAGCGAUUAUCGAGUGUGAGCUUAAUUGUUUUUUCCCCUUGGAGGGAGGUUUACGUGCUCCGCUGGGUCCGGCCACGUGCUCGAGUGUGCCGGACCCUUCCCAAGUGGUGCCAAACGUAAACCAAAGCCCUUCUGCUGCCCCGGGGGGGUGUCGCAGGGGCUCCCCAUCCCGUCGGCUGUCCUUGAGAAGGGACGCGGUGAGCCCGCCGGCAGCUCCGGGGGCUGGCUCCGGAAAGCUGGUGGCAAAGCACCCCCCCUUGCCGCCCGCCGGCUCUCCAUGCGAACCGUGGCCAAAUGGAUGCGAUCGCGAGCGCCGGCCUCAAGAGGAAGUUUGAGGAUGCGGACGUGGGCUCGCCGGGCUCCAACUCGGACAUCUCGGAGAUCUCCAACAGCGACAGUGCCGACAGCUGCGACAGCGUCAACCCCUCCAGCUCCACCGGCUUCAUACCCACCUCCAUCCUGAAGCGGCAGAAGCAGCUUCGCAGGAAGAAUGUCCGCUUCGACCAAGUGACCGUCUACUACUUCGCCCGACGCCAGGGCUUCACCAGCGUCCCCAGCCAGGGCGGCAGCUCCCUGGGCAUGGCCCAACGCCACAACUCCGUCCGCCACUACACGCUCUGCGAGUUCGCCCAGGAGCAGGAGGUGAAUCACCGGGAGAUCCUACGGGAGCACCUCAAGGAAGAAAAACUCCACGCCAAGAAAAUGAAGCUCACCAAGAACGGCACGGUGGAGUCGGAGGAGGCGGACGGCCUGACGCUGGAGGACGUCUCGGAUGACGACAUCGACGUGGAGAACGUGGAGGUGGACGACUACUUCUUCCUGCAGCCGUUGCCCACCAAACGCCGCCGAGCUCUGCUGCGAGCCUCCGGUGUUCACCGCAUCGAUGCUGAGGAGAAGCAGGAGCUGCGGGCCAUCCGCCUGUCCCGGGAGGAGUGCGGCUGCGACUGCCGCCUCUACUGCGACCCGGAGGCUUGUGCCUGCAGCCAGGCAGGGAUUAAAUGCCAGGUGGAUCGCAUGUCCUUCCCCUGCGGCUGCUCCCGGGAUGGUUGCGGUAACAUGGCCGGUCGGAUCGAAUUCAAUCCUAUCCGGGUGCGGACUCACUACCUCCACACCAUCAUGAAGCUGGAGCUGGAGAACAAGCGUCAGGGUGGGCGGCCACCGGCGCCGGAGGAGGAGGCGGCCGCUGCCGCCGCUCACGGCUCCGCUAGCGACUGGCUGGGGCCGCAGCCAGCCGAAACGCAGGACUUCCAGGAGUUCAUGGCGGAGAACGAGACGGCCGUCAUGCACCUGCAAACGGCGGAGGAGUUGGAGAGGCUGAAGGCUGAGGAAGACUCCAGCAACGGCUCCAGCGUGGAGAGCUUGGGCGUUUGCAUCCUGGAGGAGCCCCUGGCCGUGCCGGAGGGUUUGUGCCCAGGUCUUGCCGCCCCCAUCCUCAUCCAAGCCCAGUUACCUCCGGGCUCGUCCGUCCUCUGCUUUGCCGACGGCUCGGAGCCGGCAGCCUCGGCGGUGGGCGACCAGCCCUACUUGAACGAUGGACCUGUGGUCUACUACCAGGUGGAGCAGAGGCCGGUGCUGGGUGUCAAGGGCGAGAGCAGCCCGGCAGAGCCGCCGGCACCGUCCUCCUGCCUGAGCGAGAAGAACCUCAGCGUCCUCCCCGUCCCGGUGGUGACUUGCAGCCGAGCCGCCGCUGCUGCGAGCAAGGGGGAAGCAUCCCGAAAUCCUCCCUCGUCCCCGGAGGCUGCUCCAUCCUCUGAGGGCUGCCGAGCGGUGGCUGCUGCCCGCUGCCCGCGUUCCCCGUCCCCCGUGCCACCGGAGCAAGCCCUGGAGCGGGCGCACGAGCCGCCCUCCGCCGAGGAGCGCUCGCUGGGGCCUGUCCUGCCCGUGUGAGUGGCCCUUUCCCCCCCCCCCCCCCCCUCCUCGGCGCUCAUUUAUUUAUUGACAAUAAUAUUUUAUGGACUGGCAGCAGCCACUGGUGGUUAUUUAAUUUGGGGGGUGGGGGAAGAGCAGGGGCUGCUUUGUACAGAGGAUUUUAAACGGCAUCCCCUCGCCUGAUGCCAGGAGCCUUUCGCUUGCCUGGCAGAGACGGUUUUCAUGGCUCGGCCGAUGCCGGCAGCUGCUCGGUUGCCACCUGCGCGCCAGGACAUUCCUGACCUGGAGCCUCCUGCUUCCCAUGGCUGCUCCUUCCCAUCCUCCUCCCCCUGAGCUGCCCCCACCGUAGCCCCAGGCUGCCAGGACACCUCUGCCCUCUGUUUUUUAAUGAAAAAAGACUUUUUUCCUUUAUUUCCCCCCCCCCCCCCCCUUUUUUUUUUUAAUGAAUGUUUACUGGGCCGUGUCACAACCCAGCGCCUCCGAGUGCUGCUCCAGCCCCUUCCCUAUGGCACUGCCCCACCGGCCACCGCAGCCGGCAUGAGGGGCCAGGAUGGAUCAGGAAGCACCCAGAGCCAGCGGGGAGGCUCUAAUUGCACAAGAGGGGUGAGACCGCAGCCUGCAAACUCUCCUAGAAAAUUUGGGGGGGUUUUAACUGCUGGGAUUUGAAGAGUUUGAGCCCUUCGCAGCCAUGGCAUGACCGUGAUGGAGAACCGUGUCCGUCUGUCCAUCCUUGUGCACCAUGCUGGCCUCGAGGAAUGGUCAAGGCACUGGGCUGCUGCGUCCACUGGCCAGGCAGUAAAAGCACUUUCCACCCCCCCUGGCUCCCCCAGCGCCGGGCCGGGGCCCCCCCCUUUGCUUCCUGCCAAAACCGGCCCCAUUGCAGGUCUCAAGGGGCCGGACCCGGUGGGACCCGGCGUGACGCUCCUCUUCCUUCUCCCCAGUAGCUUUAACCUCCGCCCUUGCUCCAGCCUCCUCCUGGUCAAGGGGAAGCAUCUCCCCUCCGUCCCCCCUGCCCCGCCAUUUAUUGGACUCGGGCUGAGCAAAAUCCAGUCUUUUUUAAGGCGAGAAUCGGGGGAAGCGGUGGGGGUGAAGAGCCCCUGAUGCCCACGAGCUUCCCCUGCCGGAGGGUUCAAUCCAAUACAGCCCCGCAGCUGCCGCCCUCGCGUCUUCUCGGAAAACAACCCCGGAGCUGCUCGAAGGGGAAACAUUCCAGCUGGAGAGCAGGGUAAAUUGGGGGGGGGCAGGGAACUGCAGUCUGAUGAAGUGCUUUAAUUAUUUUGGGGGGGGGGGGGGGGGGGGUUAAGGUAGUUCUUGUGCUCCUGGCGGUCACCUCCCUCUGUCAAAAGGUGUUUAAAGGGGUUUAAAACCCCUUCGCUGCUCUCACCGCCUCGGCGAGUGGUUCCAACUGAGCCUUAAGCCUGGCAAAGUGGCUCUUCCCCACCCCUCCCCUCCCUCUCUGCCAGGACUGAGCCCCUGGGGACACUGUCCCCUUCUCCCGGGGCAGAGCGGAGGGGGAAGGAGCUGGUUUCCAAACCGGAGUGGGCUCGGGGCACAUUACCAGCCGGCACCAAUUCCGGCAGCAGCUCUCCCUGCCCUCAGCCAGCAUACAAGGGCUAAAUUUGGGAGGAACAAAGCCUUACCCCCUUGUUGGGCGCUUCACCGGCGAUGUCCCCGCGUCCCUUCCCGGCAGGGAGCUGCCACUGGUUUGGCUGUGGGGGUUUUUCAGCUCCUGCACGAAACGGAGCAACUCCGAGCUGCAAAACCGGAGCAAAUGGUGACACUUGAAUGGGUUAACGUCUUUUAUUUCCCCCCUUUUUUAUUUUCAACGGACUCCACACUCCCUCCCCAGCUCUGUGUCCCGGCCGACCGCAGCCAGGUCAGGACCUGCUUGCCCCAGGGAGGUGGCUCGUUAGGCGUUAGGCGAGCCCGGAGGCUCCGUCAACUGACAGAAUGAAUCCUAAGACACUGGUUAGGAUGGGUGCUUUCACAAUAAGCAAAGAACUAAUAGGAUUUAUUCUAUUUUUUACAAAGAUAACUAUGCUGUUAAUAGUGCAAUGAAAGCAAAUUCUGCCUUUUAUUAUUAUUUUUGUUCGUUUUAAACGUACUCACUGACACUAACGCUGGUUCCGCGCUGGCUCCUGCUCAACUCGUCGCCGUGUAAGAAACCAAACAGCCCAUCUCCUCUCUGGUGCUACCGGGGUGCUGCGGGAGCCGCGGCACUAUCGCACCGCCGAAAUCCAGGCGUCCCCGGCUCCUCAUCCUAUUUAAACAACAGCAACUCUGCGACUCCUAAACCUCCCCGUCUCACACUGUCUAAGGUGGCUUUUUUGUUUUUAAUUUUCCAGUGUGAAUCCAAAGCUUGUCCUCUGCAUAUGGUUUUUGGUUUUUUUUCUGGCCUUUUCUGUUCUUUUCAUGGUGAUAAUGCUGUAUUUAAAGAGAAUAUUUAAGUGUAAAAAUAAAAGAAAUGCUCAAACUUGGA